This is a messenger RNA of Sinocyclocheilus rhinocerous, 990 nucleotides long. Its product is annotated as perilipin-2-like. The transcript is spliced from 4 exons. The record is from RefSeq and is a predicted model, not a curated record. The coding region runs from base 244 to 933 and encodes 229 amino acids. Lineage: Eukaryota; Metazoa; Chordata; Actinopteri; Cypriniformes; Cyprinidae. Gene Ontology annotation, cellular component: lipid droplet; cytosol. Gene Ontology annotation, biological process: lipid storage; positive regulation of triglyceride storage.
UUUCAGGCGUGAGGCGGCUACACAAACUGUGACUGCUUUCAACUUUACAGAAGUACCAGAAAAUUGUGCCUAACCGUUGAAUGAUCUUUGUAAACACCGCCACACAGUGAAAUCUCCAACCUUUGGACUACAUCAGCCAUUGUGACUCCUAUAAAACCCGGAACCGGCGCUCAAUCCUCAAUAGAGCAACUGAAGAGUCAGUUCGUCAAUUUUGUAGCAACCUCAGACAGCACCACAGUCUGAAUGACCUUUUGCAGAUUUUCUGAUAAUUAUAGUGACAUGGAUUCUGUGGACGUUGUGAAUAACCAGAAUGUGGUUGAACGGAUAGUUCACCUUCCCUUGGUUAUUUCCACCUAUGACUUGGUGUCAAAUGUGUACUGCAACACCAAGAACACCCAUCCAUACUUGAAGUCUGUGUGUGAGGUGGCUGAGAAUGAUGUGCAAUCCAUAACCUCAGCUGCUUUUCACAGUGCUUUACUAAUCAUCGGCAAGCUAGAGCCUCAGAGUAAGCCGACUGUUGUUUGCAGUUUGAAAUCAGGGCUGAUUACAGUGAGAAUAUGUAUUUACCAAAAGAUCCUACACAAGCCGUCUGAUCAGAUCAUCGCCAGUGCCAAAGAGGCAGUGACAGGAGCCAAGGAAGCCGUCAGCGGUACUAUGAACGGUGCCAAGGAGUCUGUCUCCUUCACUCUCAGUGAAGUGACGGACAGAACACGAGGAGCAGUGCAGGACAGCAUGGAAAAGACCACGACGGUGGUGAGUGGUGGAGUUCAAACAGUGAUGGAGAGCAGGGUGGUCAAACUGAUGAGCAGCAGCAUGGACACAGCACUGAGCACAUCUGAGACUCUCCUGGAGCAGUACUUACCUGAAACAGAGGAGGAUAGAGGUGAGGAUAAGGGAUGGACCAUGUUUACUGGCACUGGGAUAUUUUGUUGAUAUUUAGACUGCAUCUUAAAGGGAUAGUUCACCCAAAAAUGAAAAUUCUGUCAUUAA